Messenger RNA from Orbilia oligospora ATCC 24927, 1026 nucleotides. RefSeq lists its product as uncharacterized. The transcript has a single exon. Gene Ontology annotation, molecular function: protein binding. Bases 1 to 1026 code for a protein of 341 amino acids. Lineage: Eukaryota; Fungi; Ascomycota; Orbiliomycetes; Orbiliales; Orbiliaceae. The record is from RefSeq and is a predicted model, not a curated record.
AUGCCACCCCCAAUUCCGACAGGAAUCCGUUCCCUCCCCGUUGAACUCCACAUCAUGAUCCUUUCCCACCUCUCCUAUCUAGAUCACAUAUCCUGCGAAAGUGUUUUACCAAUAUGGUACAAUCUCAUCAGCGACCCUUUCACAUUCGCCGAACGCUAUACCCAAUCAAAACUACGUUAUACAAUGACGUACCCGGAUGAACGCUAUUUAAUCCACCAACUCCUUCGAGACUGUUACUUCAUCGUCCAUUCCUCACCAGAAUCUAAAAAAGCAAUUCAAGAGUCAGAUUCAAUGACAGUUACACUUAUUCCCGUAGCGGCGGUUAGCGAGAAGGAAUCGGAACAGUAUCCUGAGAAUCUAUUUUUCUUAGAUACGAACUUAUUCGAACAUCAGCCGAUAUCUAGUAUUUCAGGUGCAAUGAAGUUUACGGAUGCCCCGUUUCUUGAUGAUGCAGUUUGGGUCGAUAACAACUAUAACAACGAUAGCAUCGACCUCUCGCCUAAAAACGAACCAGAUUGCAAUAUAUGGUUCUACCCAGCAAGCUGUAGUCACAAACUCGGCUCUCUCGAACUUCCAGUCAAAAGUUUCACUAUCAGAGAUCUAUUAACAACCAGCAUCUCUCACUCCGCCACAGCUUCGAGGUUAGUAGCCCACGGCUGUCAGGAUUGUUGGAGUACUUGCAAGGAACAACGAAUAGUCCAUAUUCCAGGCGGUGUAAAACCGAUAUACCUCCAAAGAGAACAUCUCAUGAAUUGGACGUAUAGGAACCCGAGGAAACAUUGGAUGGGGAUAUUUGCCUUUGAGAGGUAUUUUGUCAAUGUACAGGAUGUAGAUGAUGGAGAAAUAUGUGGAAAGGUGGUGAAACCAUGGCAUUGGACAUCAUUUUGGAAUCAAAUUGUUUAUGACGCGGAGGGGUGGGCGCCGACCAAAGGGGGAAGCGGAUGUGUGCUAUUGGGAUUGGAUGAUAUGAAGUAUGAGAAGGACAGGAGGAAAGAUGCCCAAGAAGGACAGUAUCGGUGGCGUUGA